Ochotona princeps (American pika) is the source of this 1840-nucleotide messenger RNA. It is a transcript of the gene MCOLN1, whose product is annotated as mucolipin TRP cation channel 1. The record is from RefSeq and is a predicted model, not a curated record. Gene Ontology annotation, molecular function: NAADP-sensitive calcium-release channel activity. The transcript has 14 exons. Lineage: Eukaryota; Metazoa; Chordata; Mammalia; Lagomorpha; Ochotonidae. Gene Ontology annotation, cellular component: plasma membrane; lysosomal membrane. The coding region runs from base 15 to 1754 and encodes 579 amino acids.
CUCCCCGGCCCGGCAUGGCGGCCGCCGCGGGCUCGCGCGGCUCAGAGUCGGAGCGGCUCCUGACCCCCAACCCCGGGUAUGGGACCCAGACGGCGGGGGCUGCCCCGGCCCCUGCCACCCCCCCGGAGGAGGAGGACCUGCGGCGGAGGCUCAAGUACUUCUUCAUGAGCCCUUGCGACAAGUUCAGGGCCAAGGGACGCAAGCCGUGCAAGCUCAUGCUGCAGGUGGUCAAGAUCCUGGUGGUCACUGUGCAGCUCAUCCUGUUCGGGCUUAGCAAUCAGCUGGCCGUGACGUUCCGGGAGGAGAAUACCAUUGCCUUCCGACACCUCUUCCUGCUUGGCUACUCGGACGGGGCAGACGACACGUUGGCGGCCUACACGCAGGAGCAGCUGUACCAGGCCAUCUUCUAUGCCGUGGACCAGUACCUGAUACUGCCAGAGGUGUCGCUGGGCAGGUACGCCUAUGUCCGGGGUGGUGGUGGCCCCGGGGCCAACGGCUCUGCGCUUGCUCUGUGCCAACGAUACUACACCCACGGCCACGUGGACCCAGCCAACGACACCUUUGACAUCGACCCGCGGGUCGUCACUGACUGCAUCCAGGUGGAUCCCCCAGAGAGACCCCCGGGCCCCCCCAAUGAGGAUCUCGGCCUUGUGGACGGCAGUUCGAGUUAUAAGAACCUCACCCUGAAAUUUCACAAGCUGAUCAACGUGACCAUCCACUUCAAACUGAAAACCAUCAACCUGCAGAGCCUGGUUAACAAUGAGAUUCCAGACUGCUACACCUUCAGCGUGCUGAUCACGUUUGACAACAAGGCGCACAGCGGGCGCGUGCCCAUCCGCCUGGAGACCUGGGCCCACAUCCAGGAGUGCAAGCACACCAGCGUCUUCAGGCACGGAGACAACAGCUUCCGGCUCCUGUUCGACGUGGUGGUCAUCCUCACCUGCGCGCUGUCCUUCCUGCUGUGCGCCCGCUCGCUGCUCCGCGGCUUCCUGCUGCAGACCGAGUUCGUGGGCUUCAUGUGGCGGCAGCGGGGCCGGGUCAUCAGCCUGUGGGAGCGGCUGGAGUUCAUCAACGGCUGGUACAUCCUGCUGGUCACCAGCGACCUGCUCACCAUCUCGGGCACCAUCAUGAAGAUCGGCAUCGAGGCCAAGAACCUCGCCAGCUAUGACGUGUGCAGCAUCCUGCUGGGCACCUCCACGCUGCUCGUCUGGGUGGGCGUCAUCCGCUACCUGACCUUCUUCCACAAGUACAAUAUCCUGAUCGCCACUCUGCGGGUGGCCCUGCCCAGCGUCAUCCGCUUCUGCUGCUGCGUGGCCGUCAUCUACCUGGGCUACUGCUUCUGCGGCUGGAUCGUGCUGGGGCCCUACCACGUGAAGUUCCGCUCGCUGUCCAUGGUGUCCGAGUGCCUCUUCUCGCUCAUCAACGGGGACGACAUGUUCGUGACGUUCGCGGCCAUGCAGGCGCAGCAGGGCCGCAGCAGCCUCGUGUGGCUCUUCUCGCAGCUCUACCUCUACUCCUUCAUCAGCCUCUUCAUCUACAUGGUCCUCAGCCUCUUCAUCGCGCUCAUCACGGGCGCCUACGACACCAUCAAGCACCCAGGCGCCGGAGCCGAGAAGAGCGAGCUGCAGAACUACAUCGCACAGUGCCAGGACAGCCCCACGUCGGGCAAGUUCCGCCGGGGCAGCGGCUCGGCCUAUAGCCUCCUCUGCUGCUGCCGGGACCCCUCGGAGGAACGCUCGCUGCUGGUGAACUGACCACGAGACCGCGACUGCCACUGGACCUUCAGCCUGACCCCUUCCCCGGACUGCAGUGGGGGGUGUUGGGGGAGGGGCGGGAGAGG